GCUUUGAGUGACGCCAUCAGCCUGCGCUGUGGUGUUUGUCGCUGUAAAGUUUUUUUGCUGUUGAGUUUCUAAUUUUCAGGUGAAAGGAAAUGUAAGACUCGUCGGAAAGGGAAAAGCUCAUGAAUUCGCGGAAGUUGCUGGAAUCAGGAUGAAAUUUGCAGGAUCAAGGUAGAGGUCCCCUUGCUGGAUACUACUUUAGUUGAUAAUGGAAAGAUUGCCAUUAUGUUAGCUAAUUAUAAACUAUGGAAGGUGUAAUAUGUGAGGUGAAAGAUGUCAGUGUUCGGAAACACAAUACUUCUCCAUUUUGGGCACUCGGUGUCCACAGAAACACUCGCAGAAAGUGAUGCUAGUAAUGUGAGUGGAAUUGUCAGUAUCAAGAAGAAGGGUCCUGUCAGCAGGUGGUUUGAGGAAAGUUCUAGAAUAUCUUUACUCUUCUGCUGACGUUCCUCAGUGAUACUUCUGAAAAAAUAAUAUUCCAGAGUACAAUAUGAAACCUGCUUAUGAACGAAACCAAGAAUGCCUGCCACCAAAGAAACGAGAAUUACUCCAGAAUAGUACUGGAGGCGAGGACGUCUUAAAAAAUAACACAUUGCCAACCAGCGUCACCACUGUAAGCGAUGCUGAUUGGUCAAGAAGUGCUACUGAAGAGAACGAAACAACGCUGAGAUAUGGAGUCAGAGCAGAUAAUGGUGAAAGCUCACCAGGAGUCGCAGUGGAUCAAUAUGGCAUGAUGUACAAAUUGGCUGUACCUUCUGCAAACUAUUCACUGAGUCCUCAGCAUUCAUUGGUGAAUAUGGGGCAUCUUUCAACAGCAUACAGCAUUGCGUCUCCACUUAUUCAGCACCCUGGGGUUCCAUACACACCUGUUCAUUACACCCAACUACCCCACACUUCACUGCAAUUUGUUGGACCUCCAUAUUCGGUACCAUAUGUUUCUCAUGGGAUACUGCCAAAUCCGUUGAUUUCUUCUGCUGUGGGAAUCCCCACCUCUCAUCUUUCCCAACUUGUUUCAUAUCCUCCUAUGAUGGCUGAGACUAGCACUCCUCCUCCACGGACAGCAUCUCCUGCACAAACGUACAAUAAAGCCACUGGGUCUCCUGUACACAGUUUGACUCCACAAGGACCACUGCCUCACCUGACAACAGCAGAUCUUUCCCAAGCUGUGGCGCAUGGUAGGGUCCCGUUGCAUUUUCAACCUUCACUAUUAACAUCAUCCUAUGCAACCUUUGCUACAGCAGUGCAAAAUCCAGAAAUGUGUCCUGAAAAUAGAUAUAGCCUGCACAUGGCAAAAGAUAAAGAAACUUCAGAAACUGUAUUGGAAGUCUCGGCAAACCGAAGUGAAGGAACUUCAGAUCAUCAGAAUUAUGAGAGACGAUCACGGCAUGAGAGAUUUAUAGAACUUCAGGCACCCCAUUAUGUUGGCAGCAGAAAGGAAAUUCCGCUUUCUGCCUCAUCGAUGGAAAACCCAAGAGCCAGUCCCCACUUUUCUGUUCACCGGGAACCAAGAAAUGAAGUUAUCUCUCCAGCACAGAGGAGUACACCGGAUACAGACCUAGAGGUCCAACAAGUGGUUGGGAGUUUGGGCACUCAAGGGUGUCAGGGUCCUGUGGUUGUUAGAAAAGAAGUCUUAAGUAACAGUAAAGUUUCACAGAAUUCAUUCAAAAGUCAAGAACAAGUAAAAUACCACUCACAGAUCAUUCCUAGUAAAAACAUUGUAGAAUUUUGCUCCAGUGAAGAAUUACCACGAUCUCCCUGUCUGCCUGCUGGACUCAAAAGACAAUCAUUAGAUGGCCAGCGUGGAUAUUUGCAUAAAACAAUAAUAUUAGCCAGUGGGCAGCAAGUGUUAAUGCCUGUUGAUGCCCCUUUGCGCGAGGAGGAUGCAUUGGUUAAUAAUGUUGCUGUAACAACUGAACCCACAAUUCAAAGUCAUCCUGAGAGGCAGACAGCUUGUGCAGUGGUUCCACUUCCAGUAUCUCAAUCCACAGUACCAAUUCUUCAGCCUGUCCUGGUCCAACAGACCCCACCUGCUCAUAUUCCUUCACACUUUAUGAAAGGUGCAAUCAUCCAGUUAGCAAAUGGGGAGUUGAAACGUGUAGAAGACCUGCAAGCGCAGGACUUUGUGCAUAGUGCAGAGAUUAGUGCCGGGUUAAAGAUUGACUCCAGUACAGUAAUUGACAUUGUUGAAGGUCAGCGCCCUGGCCAUGUCACCCUCCAUUUCUCUGUAGGAGAAACUCAAACAAAGGUGAGUGUAGAGGUCACCACAGAGCAUCCCUUCUUUGUAUUUGGUCAGGGUUGGUCCUCUUGUAACCCAGAACGUACUGCACACAUCUUUGGACUUUCAUGUCAAAGACUCACGGUGGGUAAUGUCUGUGUAUCACUUGGUGUCCAAACAUCUGGCAAGAGCUCUAUUCAGCCAGCUUCAACUCCAGUCAAUACUAUUUCAGUUCAUGAUUCAAGGACCGUGGGAACAUCUGAAGUUGUCUUAGCUCCUCCAGAAGUCUCAAUCCAUAGAAACUCUGAAGUUAAGAACCGUUCAAAAGACGUGCAGUGUUUGCAUACAUGUUCUGACAGCAUUCCCAGCCGCCUGAAUUAUCAACACCGUUGGGCCACCGCAGAUUUCCAAAGAGAUGGCUUUCAGUCAGAGGAGAUGAAAAGUUUCUCCCGGCCUUCCUUCAUACCACAGGAAGUCAAACUUUCAAUUGAGGGACGUUCAAACGCUGGGAAAUAAUUGCAUGAACUCUGCAGGACUAUAAAUUAAGACAGUUUCACAUCUACUAUGACAGCCUUAUGCCAGUUAUACUAUGGUCUUGAUUGAAAUAUACUUUGAUAGUUUUCAUCAUGCAUUUGCAGCAUAGGAGAGAUAGGAUCUUUCAUUGGAACAUUAAUGGGGAAUGUGUGACAGGACAGAUUUUUCUUUAAUAAUAAAUGAAAAUACUACUAACUAUACAAAGCUCAUUUUACAUAAACAUUUGUGUUUCUGACUGAAAACUGGUAAAUGCUAUAUUUUGUCCCCCUGCAAUGCUUGUUAUGUCUGUAGGUUGGCAAAGUUAGCAUGAAAGAAAGAAAAGGUUGAACUGUUGAGGACCCUACAGUAAAAUUCUAUAUAUUGUUUUUGAAGUGCAUUAUAUGUGAUUAAUUAAUGAUCCUUUUUACCUAAAUUUAACUCUGUUCUCAACAAAGCAAAUUUUCAAGUAAAUUAAAUGCUAAAUUGAUAGUGGCCAAUUUCAAGGUGGACAAUUGUUUAUUUAACUUAACAGGGAUUUUAUUUGCAAAUCAAAAAUGUAAUUUUGAUAUGUUAUGUAAGGAAAUUUCAAAAAUCAAGCAUUGAAGAAAGCCCACAAGUGUGUUGCCUGGUAGCAUUUAAGUGCAAAAGUAUACACAUUCUUAGGAAGUAAUUUGCAAAGGGUCAUUGAUGCAUGGGAGAUCUCAAUCCCUUUCAGAUAUCACUAAUUUUGUACCUAACAGGACUUGUUGGUUUUAAAUCCAGAAAGACUCUUUCAUUUUGUCCUUAGUGCAUAAUUCUGACACUAAGUGACUGACAAAACAUUUGACAAACAUGGCUCAGUUUCGUAUUAAUGUCCAAUGGACAGAUCCUAAUUCUGACAAGAGUAAAUUGACCUACGUAAGCUGGAUUUAACACAUGGUCAAAUGCUAUGUGGAUUUUGUUAUCCUGGGUUUAAAAUUUAAGAUAUUUAAAAUAUUAUAAAUGCUCAUGAUACAAUUAGCGUAAUCAACAGAGUAAUUCACUUUUCCUUUAUAUGCUUUAAGAACAUUGUUUUGUAACUUUCAAAAAGGAUCAAGUACUUUACAGUACUAAGUUCCAGUGUUUUAAGGUUUUGUUUCUUUCUUAACAAGAUUAAUUUAGGUAAACAGCCGAAGCGGAGUAGCUAUUAAAAUGUAGGUACUCUGGUGUAACAGUGAGAGAACUCGAACACCCUGUGCCAAGUUACUGAUGCGUGAAAUUACCCCAAUGAAUUCUUAUGACGAUAGAAGUGACAUCUUAAGAUGUCCUGUGGUAAUGAACAAGAGCUUUCAAAUUAGUACAAUUCUGAAGGGCAUACAUGUAAAUUGGACCUACCUUUAUUAACUUUUAAUUCUCUUUGCACUUUCUUAUUUUUGCAAAAUUUCAUUUAAUAUUUAAAAUCUGCUUGAGAUGCAAGAGUGAUUUAAUUAAUUACAUUAAACAGAAAUGGAAACAAAACUUCAAUUAAACUAACUUUAAAACGCCAAUCCACUUUCACAAGUAAUGAAAAGCAAUUCGGUCUGUCUGCAUUCAGUGACAGUUUAUGCGUGGUCAAAUGCAAAGAAAUGCUUCCACUAUGGGCCACAUAGAUAUAUAUAGUUAGAUUAAAGUCAUUUGAGCAAAAGAUUAAUUAAACUGUACAGAAGUGUGCUUUUGGUAUGCUACUCUCUUUACGGUGUGGUGUUCAUGUUCUGUGCAUGCAGUUUUGCUUUUUUUAAAAGUUUAUCUUGUGUCCUAGUUUCAAUUUUUUAUUUAAACAAUCCAAAUUUGUCAUGAUUUUAAAAAUAAUUCUGUUGAACUGUGUGGUUCAAAUCCUCUUGCAAUGGACUUCUCGGAUAUACAGAGAGAUACUGCAAUGAUUAUUUAUUGCAUUGCUUCAAAGGUUAAUAUGUUCAUGAAAGUAGAAAGUUGCAAUAUUCAACAGUGUAAUUAAAAAAAAACAAAAAUGAUAGAUAAAGAAAGAAUUAGGCUAAGGUAAAGAAUGCCUGAGGGAUUCCAGUGUCUGUUUCUGAGAAUAGGUGGUGCAUUAUUCUGAAGUGUGGUUUUAUUCUUUUGAUGACUAGGAACCCCAGUACUAUAUGACUAAUUACACACAGAUGAUGUGGGAAGAAUAUUAGAAGGUUAGCCUAGUGUACAUUGUAUUAUCACCUCGCACUUUUAAAUUAUUAGUGUUCAUUAACUAGAUUACCUAACAGACUUUCUGAUAUUGCUGUGUAUACGCAUUAUCUUUUGUCAUGUAAUUACUUGCAUUAAUGCACUUUGACAGUUUAAACAGAAACAAAUCUGAUUAUCUGAAAUUACCAAAAUUAAAACAAAGUAAUAUGCAAUUAAUGAAACAGAUUUUUAAAAAUGUAAUAUUGAGAAACCUCCACACAAUAUGCUUCAUGUUCAGUUAAUUAAAUAUGAUUCUUCUAUUCAUUUUCUGAAACUAUGGGUAUAUUUGUGCAGUACCAUGAGAAACACAAUGUGUUUAAUCACUAGUGGACAGGACUUGCCAACAUUCAUGCACAGAGCUGUGAAAACCAUCAAACCUUGUACAACUUAAUAGAUAUACCAGAGCUGACUUCUGUAUUUUAAAUUAACUGUUGCAUUCUUAGUAAUGUGACUCUGAUUUUCUUUUCCCUCACUUAUCCAGGGUUAAAUUACAUUGCAGCAUAACCUGAAACAAUGAGUGUUUAGCAACUUAAAAAGAAACUUUUCUGUAGGCAUUUUGUUGGUUGAAGGACUAUAUUCUUGUGCUGAAAAGCAUCUUUAAAUACAAGACUUGGCAUAUUUACUAGUACACUAGUAAUACCCAAGACCGAGGCUAAUUUUUAUCAUCUAGGAGUGAAUGCCAUUGUCAACUGUGGUACUUGGAAUCUCUUUUGAAAAAAAUCUAUCCUAAGUGUUGUCACUGGAAGUCAAUGACUGCCCAGACCAUGCAGUAUUUAUACAUUAAAACAUAUUUACAAUUUAUUUGGAAGUUGCACUUGCUAAGAACUGACAUGGGGAGGACAUAAAAGGGAACUUUAUAGGUUCAGGAAUUAUACCAAAGUUCAAAGGUUUUUUAGCAGGCUGUUCUGGGUCUAGUAAUGUUUAAAAAUCUUUACUUGCGUAAAAUAGCACUGGGUCUAAAAGUACAAAUCUGAGCUGUAGCCAAAUCCCACAAUACAAAUACUCUAAUCUCUGGACUAGAAAUUGCUUCGCUUAUAAUCCUUAUCUGCAGUAACUGCAGCUUUAAUAUUUUUCUUUUGAAAUUGAAUCAACAAUUAGUAAUUUAGAACAUUGAUUAUUAAAAUCAGUUUGUAUUACAUCACAGAUUACUAAAUUCCAUAUCAACUUAGUUGCAUUAUUGUCAUGAUUCCUACCAUAUAGAUUUUUCAAGCCUUUUGGACCCUAUCCAUUAAGAUGCAUUCUAAACAAAAUAUGAGGGGAUUUUAAUUUGCUUUGCGACGUGUUACCUGGUGUGAUACAUUUUUGUGCACGAUUACCUACUGUCUCUUCUACAUUUAUAAGAAUAUUUGAAGAGUUGGAUAGAAAGCUCUUUUUCUUUUAUACUAGAACAUUUUCAAAUUCACAAAAUUGCCAAUAGAAAUAGAAAUAAGUUUUACUUGUUAAUGACAUAAUUUGU
Hemiscyllium ocellatum (epaulette shark) is the source of this 6353-nucleotide messenger RNA. Its product is annotated as ataxin-1-like. Gene Ontology annotation, cellular component: nucleus. Gene Ontology annotation, molecular function: protein binding; RNA binding. Lineage: Eukaryota; Metazoa; Chordata; Chondrichthyes; Orectolobiformes; Hemiscylliidae. Gene Ontology annotation, biological process: anatomical structure development; regulation of DNA-templated transcription. The coding region runs from base 488 to 2728 and encodes 746 amino acids. The record is from RefSeq and is a predicted model, not a curated record. The transcript is spliced from 6 exons.